Pristis pectinata (smalltooth sawfish) is the source of this 4398-nucleotide messenger RNA. RefSeq names its product sodium/potassium transporting ATPase interacting 2 (gene nkain2). Bases 1034 to 1747 code for a protein of 237 amino acids. Lineage: Eukaryota; Metazoa; Chordata; Chondrichthyes; Rhinopristiformes; Pristidae. The record is from RefSeq and is a predicted model, not a curated record. Gene Ontology annotation, biological process: regulation of sodium ion transport. The transcript has 8 exons.
UCCUGGAAACUGAAGGAGAUGGAACAAUAAAAACUGCUCGAUGCUACACAUUCCAUUUCAAAGGCGUCCUAUUGCAGCUACAAUAGCAAGACUCUGAUUUCCAACAAGGGGCUGACACUGUGUGCCUUUUGCUAAUUUGUAGCGUCAGAUGGCAUAUCUGCAGUUGCUGCAUGGUGCCCCUGCCUGUGUUAUCUCUAUUGCUUUUCCUAGUCGGGUGAGAGCAAAAAUGAAAAUAACUGGAGGACAUCAGACAAGCUGUCAGAGCGAUUAAUCCAGCACCGCCAGCAGAUUCGCGCCUGCCUGCCACCUCGGCAGGAGCGAGGUGGCAGCACACGGCUCCAUUUCGGCGCUCGCACCAAACGGCUCCAACAGAGCGAGAAGCUUGCAGCAGCCAGACUCUGAUCCGGGUUCGUUCAAUCAUCUCGCAUCAGCCGUCCCCCAACUCCCCACCCCGCCCCCCCCCCUCCCCACCUCUCCCGCCAGCUCCGAGUCGCGGCGUCAGCAAAGCUGCGAGCUGGGAAAUAAUUCACCCCACAACCAUUGCCAGCGGUUAGCAUCAAAGAUAAAAAGACGGCGCGCCGCUGACAGUCCUCUCACAAGUAAAUGAUGGAGUAAAAAAACGGCUCAGAAACCAGCGUGGAUGCUUACACAACAACAGAAAGAGUUUUUGCACAUCCCAACUACCACCUCCCCACCCACGCCUUACCACCCCCCCCCCCCCCCCCCCCCUUUUCCUCUUCGCCUGCCUUCUUGACGACUCCCGUGGCAGUGGUGCAGAUUGGCUGGCUGGCUCGCUGGCUUAGCCCAGCGAUGGUGAGCAGGAGCUGCUGCGUGCCGUAGCGCGGCGGACGGCGGGCGCUGCCCAGCCUGGCGCUCGCUCGCUCGCUCAGUCCGCGCGCGCACGGCCGCCAGGUGUGGCGGAGCCCGGCAAUCAGAGCGGCGGGGAAGGCGCAGAGGGACAGACCGAGGCACCGGCAGAGCCUGAGGGAAAGGGUGUUCCGGACCGGGCAACAACCCCCUCCCUCUUCGAGCCAUGGGCUGCUGCAGCGGCAGGUGCACUCUCAUAGUCAUCUCCAGCCUACAACUAAUUGGAGGCUGCAAGUGGUGUGCUGCAGGAAUUGAUGCUGGAUCCCCUGUUGACCCUGUCACAUAUAUUAACGAUUUGGAUGAGAAUGUGUUUGUGUUGGAGAGACAGAUCUUUGAUUUCCUUGGCUACCAAUGGGCACCUAUCCUGGCUAACUUCUUGCAUAUUAUUACUAUCAUUUUUGGCCUAUUUGGGACCAUCCAGUUCAGACAGCGAUAUGUAAUCAGGUAUGCCAUCUGGAUGGUCCUCUGGGUCACAUGGAAUGUGUUUGUUAUCUGCUUCUACUUGGAAGUUGGAGGCCUUGCAAAGGAUACCAACCUGAUUAUGACCUUUAACAUAUCCAAGCAUCGUUCUUGGUGGAUGGAGAAUGGACCAGGAUGUGUGGUAGUGACAAUAACUGAUACUCCGGAAUGGGUACCAGAGGAUCAUCGUUACAUUUAUGUCAGAGGGUGCCUGCUAGGAUACCAGUAUAUAGAAGUGGCACAUAGUUCGCUACAGGUUAUCCUUGCACUUCUUGGGUUUAUCUAUGCCUGUUACGUUAUCAAAAUUGUUGCUGAGGAGGAAGACAGCUUUGAUUUCAUUGGAGGAUUUGACUCAUAUGGCUACCAGGGCCCACAGAAAACAUCUCAUUUACAGCUGCAGCCCAUGUAUAUGUCAAAAUAACCUGGAAACUGGAUGCCUUAAAAUUCUCCUGACUUCAAACUUUUCAUACCUUAAUUUCAAGGAACCUGGCGAUGGUGGCUUUUGUAUUGUUCAGUGUGAAACACUGAUCACCUUUGAAGUGGUGUCCUAGCUCAGAGAUUUGGAAUAACAGAAGACCCAACUAACAUGCAGACAUAUGAAAGACUUCAAAGUUUUAAAACUGCACACAAUAACCAGCAAACUUUCUGCUCUGUGUUUCAACUUGCUGAGUUAAAUAAGUGGAAGUUUGGUGCCUAAAAGGGUGAACUAAAGUAUUGGUGCCCUCUGCAGGCCAAUGUGAAAAGCUGACUGCACAGUUCUCUUUUAUGAUUCCAGAUUGCCAAUUAUAACUGCAACUGUUCAUCAACAAAUUAGAUUAACAGUUUAUAUUUAGAGGUCAUUGUUAAAUAAUCAUUUCUGCUGCAUAAGAUGCAAAUGGUGAAUUGAACCAGUGCCAUGAUUUUACUAAGGAUUGGGUGAUGCUACCAAAUGUGAGCUAAUUCUUAUACUAGCUCCACAUUUGCCUUAAUGUAUGUAGGUCUAGACAUCUCUGAGUAAAUUAAAAAUGUUUGGGGUGGUGGGAGGGGGGACAUUAUAAUGUUGAAAAUAUUUCCCUGAAUGAUUGCUGAUGGAGUCUAUGAUAAUAUUGCUACCAUAGCUUUGCAGGAGAUGCUUUGAAUUCCCCUGACUCUUCAGUAAGCAGUCCACCUCAUCUUUUGCUGUCCCUACACAAAAAUAAAUGUGAAGCUGUGGAAGAAAUAGGCUGUAGUAGUAUAUAUGAAUAGUUGAAAACCUUUAUAGGUCACAUGAAAAAUAGAUGAAAGGCAAGAACCAAACAAAAGUUGAUAGUAUAGUCAAGACACUUCUGUUUCUUCAUUACCACUGCUUCUGCUGUAAUCCACUAAAGCUGUCUACAUUUUUCUAUCUUAAUGUGUAAGGCAGCUAUUAUGUUUUAACACAGGGAUAUAUGUACAUUAUGUUCAUUGAUGCAAACUAAAGGCUAGAAAUUGUAUUUACUGUUAUUUUUUAAUGCACCAGUCUGUUGAAGUACUUUGUGAUGAUCAUCUUUGUUACUAUCUGUAUAAAAGAAACAUGAUUUUAUUAUCUGUAUUAACGCUCUGUUGGUCCCAUGGUGUUUUUGGAAACCAAAUCUGCUAUAGACUAUGUCUUAAACAUUAUAUCUUAGCUAUAUUUGUGGCUCAUGGUUGUGCUUUCUUAGGUAGUUUGGCGGUGCUAUUAAGAACUAAACUAUAGUAAAAUGUGCUUGUAUUAACGUUCUAUACUUGCCUGUUCAAACGCCUGUUCUUGCAGAAUGCUUGCAUUUUAUGCCAAAUGUCACACCCUGGAGUUACAUUUCAGUUUAUUCAUCUCUGCUUGUAAUACUAUAGGGCACAGUGAUUGUUUCAUUAUUUUACAUGUCACCAAAGCACUUCAACUUUACCAUUUUUCUUUGAGAUAGAGGUUGGAUGAAAUGGUGAGUAAAAACAUGUUUUUAAUUUUUGUUGAUUAUGUUGGGAACUGGUCCAAAAGCUGGGGGAAAUGUUGCCUGGCAGGGAAUCUACCAUCUGUGCAAUUAAGAUGUGAUUCCCCAAGGCCGGAUAAUGUCCAGAUUGAGGUCUUUAUUAAUACAAAUAAAAUUAAUAGUUUAUUAGAUUCUAAGAAAACUGCAUUCAAUCUCAGAUUUUGUUGAUUACGUUUGUAAAAUGAAAACCUAAGCCAAUCCAUCUGCAAUUUAUUAUUUACCCUGACAUAGACUGGACAUCAAAAGGUAGAAAUUCAUCAUGGGUGGAUGCAGGAAACAUGCAUGCCCAGAAAUUCAACCACAGUUGGCGGUGCUAAAUUUACUAAAAGGUGCAUCAGUGCAUUGUACUCUGGAAUGAACUUUAAAGAAAGUAUGCAAUGCAGUGAAGUGACCAUUUAGAGUUACCAACUGUUUGUCAAUUUCCAGAUAAUAGUAACCCUAUCGCUUCCCAUGAUAUACAAUGUGAUAUAUUGAUUGAGUUCAAUGGAAUAAAAUAUGGUGCAGCAGAUAUAAUGACCCCCACUCAAGGUGAAUUUCUACUCCAAAGGAUAGAAAUAUGCAUCAGGAUCAUCAAAGGUACAACGGACAGUAUUAAGAAUCAUUUAUUUUUAAUUAUUUCACUAUUUUUAAGGAUUAUAAGAAUCAUUAGUAAGAAAUAUAUCACUAAAACAAUGACUUUGCCCUACAUUAUUAAGCCAAUUGUUUCGAUUGUCAAUAUAUACUCACAGGCAGGUUGCCAGUAGGAACAGAUAGAUUUUCACCUUCACUACCAGCCGAAAAUGAUAGCAUGAAAACCUGGCAGCUCUUUAAAGGGCAGAUUAGUGGCCAGGUGGUAGAAAUAGAAAACUACCCUUUUUUUGAACAUAUUUUAAUGGAAUAUUUAUUUUUAUAGUUGUAGAUAAUGCUGAGGAAAGUUUGUUUCAUGUUCAGUUAUUAAAAGUAAAUUUGAAGACUGAUGGAUUUACAAAAAAUGAAGAAAUCGGUGACUGAAGUCAGAUUUAGCAGUAUAAUUUACCUUUUAAUGUCUAACUUCUAUUAUCUAAUUUUUUUCUUUGAAGGAGAGCAUAGUCCCUGUAUACUUGAACACCAUUGUGCUGUAGGCACUUUUGGA